CAUGCGUGUUGCAAAUGAACUUUGCGAGUUAUAUUGAUCGAAAGAACGGUCAAGUUCUAUGCGAUCGAAGCUUGUGAAGAUGGGAUAAAAUUUGACCUCGUAAUUAUUUUCUUUGCCAGUGUUUAGUAGCACUAUCAGUCCGAAAGCGCGUGCUUUGGUGCGUUCCUGCGGUUGUACUCUUGCCGCUCUGGUUUGCACAAGUGGCCGCACGUCAUUGGCCAACGUAUCUGGCGAGUGCGCCGGACGCGGCCAUGAUAUGCAGCUGCCAGGAAGGACCCCUGCGCACCUCAAUCCGUGGAAACGCUUCUGCUCGCGUCGCACGAUAUGGCCACAUGUGAAGUUCUCCGAUAACCCUUCCCACAGAGUGAUAAGAGGAAGGCUCAACAUACACAUCACGAAGUGCCGCAGAGAACCCGGUGUCGACUUAAGCUUUGACCUUUCACCACUGAUCAAAUGCGCCGAACCAAGGAGUAUCAGAGGCACCUCGCCAACUGCCCAGACCGGUCAUCGACCAUCUGCAAAGAGACAAGGAACGAGCCGGACCUUUCACCACUGAUAAGUUGCGCCGAACCAAGGAGUAUCAGAGGUACCUCGCCAACUGCCCAGACCGGUCAUCGACCGUCUGCACAGCGACAAGGGACGAGCCGGACCCACAAUUUUGUAUACAAGUACCGGGUAAAACCGUUUGUUCCGGAGCCCGAGGAACAAUGGGACCUGGGUACGUGUGGAGGCAACAGCAGUCGAGAUAUCAACCCUUUCCAGCCGCCUGUGCCGCCCAUUUUCCGCACGGUCCAGGGGCUGAAGCCAGCAGAGCGUAAACGUUAGUAGCAGUCGCCUGGGAGUACCCAGAAAUGGAAAUGCCCCCCAUGCCGAACAAGGAUUCCGGGGACAUUUAACUAGUCACUCUUGCCAUUAUUUUGUUGUCACCAGUGUUUGUUCAGGCAGACUGGUAAAUAAUGGUAACAUAAAAGCUUCAAUAAACUGUUUCUAACCAGAACGUGUACUAAUUCUUUGUUUUGUUUGACAGCAGGAACCAUAGAGUUAAUUUAACCAACUCUAGAGGAACACCUGGCCCGAAAAAGUGUGAACCGCUAGCCAUGUUUUAUAUAACUCUAUGCGGCUAGCAUACCGCUAGUACAGCUAGAGCGCCGCCGCGGUGGGCGUGCGUCGUACAAAAAUCCCUCACGUGACCUUUUACUAGGGACAGGAUCGUUUACAGAUUUUUGAGAAGGCGCCAAAGGCGCGAUGGUGCCGCCGAGUGACGCCGUGGCGUGUUCGUUCUCGGCUUGAUCGUUCUCAGGACCGCGCGUUGUUCAACAUUCCUCAUGUGAUUGUGCUUGCGCUGCUUGUGUGUUGGUUGUAGGUUCUGUGUUACUUGGCGGAAAGCCGUGAGUAGUGGUAGUGCAGCAGUGCGGCUUUGGCAGUGCCGAAUCUGCGUUGUGUGACCCGUGCAUCGGCAGCGCAGUUCAGCAAACCGCGAUGUGGCGUCGCCGUGUCCGCGUUUGCAUAACGGACAUCGAGGGAUGUGCUGCUACCUACAAGUCAUGUAAAUGCGACUGCGUUGAACGCCCAUUGUUCAGUGCAGAAUGUGUGGUUGGUGUGCUGUGCUUGUAACGAGUGGUGCAGCCGUGCAGUGAAAGUGGUGGUGGAGCAGUAUAGGGGCUCCAUUUGCGCGUUCACUGACAUGUGCUUCCGUUUUGGUCUCAUUAGCGGCUGUCGCGGAAUUGUGGUGUGCACCUUGCUUAGUAUGAAGUUUACGAUGCUAACACACAGCUUGUUCACGUUUUUCCUAGCUAUAUGUCAUUUGCAUGACGACCGAGUUGGAAACGAGGCAUAUGUCUGUGUUCUUUACAUUUGUGUGUUGUAGACUACUUUCUAUUGUGGAAGUACUGGCAGUUUUAUUACGCAAGAAGUAUGAACGUAAACAUAUUUCUGUGUGUCUGAAAUUUUGAAUUGCACAUAAUAUCCUUUAUGACUAACAAGUGGGCUACACGGCCUGUGUGAAUCAGCUACCGUUUGUUGCGACGCUCUUCCGUGUAGUAGACUGAUGCAUGGUGCGCGUUUAUUUCUUUACUGUUGUAAAAAUAAUUUGUUUAUUCACUCAAUACAAAUGCGCUGCUUCUUCGCCGCAGUACGUUUUAGUUACGCGGUGAAGCAUACUACAAGUAGGAGGGGCCGCUAUCACCCAGCAUAGUAUGACCACUUAGGCGACCUGAGAAGCGGCGAGUGCGCGAGGGUAUAAUUCCCAUUCCACUUUUAGUAUGCUUCACCGCAGUACAUUGCUUAUGUAUCCCCGCGAAACAUUGGUGUGUUGCGAGAAAGGUAAUCUUAAAAAGCCCAAUUAUGCAACGUUUCUUUCGUAGCUUGCUACACCGCAAUACAUGGGUGGAAAUAAGCAUCAUGCAGUAAAGCAUACUAAGAGUGGAAAGGGCACAUAGGUUUUCACUGUGCUCAUUAUAUUCAAUUGAUAUAAUUUGCAAGCGCAUCUGUGCUCGUAGUAAGCUUCACUGACGAUUCUUUGUACAUUACAAAUUCAUAUUGCAGGGAAACCCACAAGAGCACAUAUGACAUUAUGGAAUGCGUUAUUCACCUUCAAUGCAGGAGCACAAUGCAGAUUCAUGCCCAUGCUUUUGGCUGGACAGCACAUGCUCUUUGAGAAUUCAUUCGUUCAUAAGUGCGCUGGUACUGUAAACUGGAGGGCUGAAGUUGAUAUGGAAGCACAAUUUUUAUUAAGGGGACAAGAUGUUGCCAUGAUGGUUGCAGCACAGCUUCUUUUUUCUUUUCUUCCAGGCACCUUUUCCACUAGAAGCUUCCAUUGCAGUGUUUCGAGCCUCUUUAAGCCAGAACAUAGUGUAUAUAAAAAUCGGACACUGAUUGGGAACAUUGCCUAUGCUUUCUGCAGCAAGCUGUGCACAGGAGAACUUCAUGCCCAUGUAUUGUAAAAAAAUGUAGCGUGACCAGACAAAGUGAAAGAAGGGGGUGGGCUGCAGCAAUACUAAGUGUCGAAUGGUGCUUUGUCCUUUCCCUUGAGUUUUCUGUUUUUGUGCUUUUUAUUAUGGAUCCUCCCCAGUAACCACAUGAGUUCUGAACUUGAGCUUGUUGGUUUCAGGUCUCUUGGUUGUUACUAAUAGAGGAGUGUGAUAAACGAACAAGGGCUUGGAGGCAUCCAGUCACCUUGCUUGUCUCAUGGUGUUCUUCCUGAGCACUGUGAGCCUCCAGACCAACUAGGAAGGGAGCAAGAUUCCUCAACAUCUGCAAGAUGACUCCAUCUUUCCCACGUGCGCUUCAAGUGUUGAGAUGUUCGAGAGCAACAACAGGUUCCGCCAUCAUAAAGAGGCUUUCCAUUCCUUCCUUCGCAAGUGGUCAUUAAGACUCAAGUGCAUCAUGGAAAUGGUCCCAGCCUGAAACCCUGAAUUUGUGAAUGUGGCGUAAUUGGAUGUUUAAUUGAAUGUGGCUGUAAAUGUGGAAUAAUGGAUAAUGGUCGCUGCCUCUUGGGGCAAAGUCGCACUGAUACUCUGGAUGAAGGCCCCAGUUGCCCAUGUUAGCUGUACUGUACAGACCAGCAUCUAUGCCUUUUGAGAGAAGGCAGGUAGAAGCACAAGCGCCUGAUGCUUUGCACAGGUCUGUAGCUACUCACGCUGAAGCUCCAAGGUUAUACACAGACUUGCAAACUCAAGGUUCAGCCUACAGGCCAGUAUCCACAUCUGUUGCUGAAGCUACAAAGUCACGCACGAAUCCACAUGUGCUCAAUGCUUUGCACUGGUCGGAAGCUGCUGGCUCAUUCACAGAAUUGCAAACUUGUGGUUCAUCAUACACACCAGUAUCCACACCCCUUGCUGGAGCUACAAGGCCACACACAGAACCACAUGUGCUUGGUGGUUUAUGCAGGCCUGCUUCAAAACAUGCUGAAGUUGCUAGCUUCACAGAGUUGCAACGUCUUGACGUGCUCGACUUUGACAUAAAGCUUGAGACAGACAGACAAGCUCUACAUCAGAUGAAGUACUUGGCUGUCCAAGGAGGGGACUCAACAAAACAGAAAAUGACACGCAUUCUACAGUCCCUCCUUAGCAGGAACGCGGCAAUAAGCUUCAGUUGGUUUGGAAUGAAGGGGAAAAACUUCUCCGAGCUGAAUCUGUGCAAGCUAAUGUGUGGCACAUUGACUAAUGACAUCAGACACCCAGAUGCCACCCUAAAGGAUCUCGAGAGGGCCGCCAUGACGUGGUUCCGCCAUGCUGCCGAGCGACUUCCUGCUCAACAAAUAUAAUUUUUAAAAUUUCGCUGUCAAACAUGAUCAUGCUGAAGUCAGCUUUCUUGUUGCAGAUUAUCUGCAUGGCCCGUAUGAACAUAUUUUUUUCACUAGUGUUACAUCCUUCUUUGUUUUGUUUUUAAUGUUACCAUUUGCCACAUUGAGCGCCAUCAUUUUCUUAAUGUGUUGUUUUGUGUGCCUAGCUGAAAUUUUUGUUUCCUGAAGCUUAAUUUCUUUACUGGUGCACACAGCUUGCACUACCUGCUUAACUCUCUUCUAGCAGUGUAGGAUUAAGAGUUAAGAGAGCAGAACCAAGACUAAUUAAAUGCAUCAUUGGCGUAACUUGGAACACUGUUGUACAAUGUUUUAAAAGUGCACCGCAAUGUACACGAAAGCACCUUAGCAAGUAAAUACAACUUUGAAUUCUGCUCUACUAGAUGAGAGUUAAGCAGGCUGAGCAAACCAGUAAAGAAAUUAGGUUCCAGGAAAUGAAAAUUUCUCUUGGGCACAGGAAACAACACAGCAAAAGUUUAUUUUAAACUUUGUAUUAAUAGGUCCUGUGAGGAGAAUGUGACUUAAUUACAUAUGUGUUCAUCUUAUUUAUGGGAAGCGUGCAAUAAAA
Messenger RNA from Dermacentor albipictus, 4868 nucleotides. NCBI's taxonomy places the organism in Eukaryota, Metazoa, Arthropoda, Arachnida, Ixodida, Ixodidae. The record is from RefSeq and is a predicted model, not a curated record.